Castor canadensis (American beaver) is the source of this 954-nucleotide messenger RNA. RefSeq names its product olfactory receptor 10AG1-like. The record is from RefSeq and is a predicted model, not a curated record. Gene Ontology annotation, cellular component: membrane. Lineage: Eukaryota; Metazoa; Chordata; Mammalia; Rodentia; Castoridae. Gene Ontology annotation, molecular function: olfactory receptor activity; G protein-coupled receptor activity. Gene Ontology annotation, biological process: G protein-coupled receptor signaling pathway.
UUCCCACAGAUGAAAUAUGAACAGAUAAAUGCAAAAGACAAUGUUUCCACAGUGAAGCAAUUUGUCCUGCUGGGAUUCUCUGACUUUCCAUACCUCCAAGGGUUUCUAUUUGGGGUAUUCUCUAUUGUGUAUAUAAUUAUCCUAAUUGGAAACAGCCUCAUAGUCAUAAUAACAAGACUUGACCCUACACUACAGAAACCCAUGUAUUUUUUCCUGGCAAAUUUUUCUUCCCUAGAAAUCUGUUAUGUAUCAGUCACUCUCCCAAGAAUUCUGUUCAGUAUUUGCACUCGGAAUAGGAGCAUUUCUCUGCUGGACUGUGCUAUUCAAAUGUGCUUCUUCCUUGUACUGGGAGCCACUGAGUGUUUCCUCCUGGCUGUGAUGUCCUAUGACCGCUACAUGGCCAUCUGCAACCCUCUGCACUAUCCUUUAGUCAUGAACCCCCAAAAAUGCAUCCAGCUGGCUGCUGUCUCCUGGAUCAGUGGAAUGCCAAUCCAGAUAGGACAGACCUCUCAAAUAUUCUCUCUGCAGUUCUGUAAUUCAAACCAAAUUGACCACUUCUUCUGUGACAUACCCCCAGUUAUCAAACUAGCCUGUGGGGACACUUCUGUGCAUGAGCUUUCUGUGUUUAUAGUAUCUAUGUUGUUUGCUGCAAUUCCUUUUAUGUUGGUACUUGCUUCUUACAGCAAAAUCAUUUCCACCAUUCUGAGGCUGCCAACAGCCACAGGGCGUGGUAAGGCAUUCUCCACAUGUUCUUCCCACCUCCUGGUUGUGGUUUUAUUUUAUGGAUCAGCAACCAUUACCUAUUUAAGACCAAAAUCUAAUCAUUCUGCAGGAAUUGACAGACUGUUCUCUCUUUUCUACACAAUCGUGACUCCCAUGUUCAAUCCAGUGAUAUACAGUUUUAGGAACAAGGAUGUGAUUGCAGCAUUGAGAAAAUUAUUAUUUAAAACAUAG